Periconia digitata is the source of this 450-nucleotide messenger RNA. NCBI's taxonomy places the organism in Eukaryota, Fungi, Ascomycota, Dothideomycetes, Pleosporales, Periconiaceae. The record is from the annotation of a GenBank genome assembly.
UAUUGCUUUUGUGUAAACUUGUCCCAACAAUAUGCAGUCCGCUUUUGCUGUACAAGACAACGCUGGUUGGCCAGGUUGAUGUGCCGCGAAAAGCGCAGGUUGAACAGGAUACUGUUGAUCCGCGAGAAUCCCCUCAGUCUAUCUCCGAUGAGAUGUGCUGCAUUCCUUUGUCGUUAUAAAGAAUCCGCUGAACUCCCAUCGGGGUUAUUAUACGCCUUGCGUUUGUUGCAAAUGUCUGCACUUUAUCUUCUACCCUUUUGCAAUUUGUGGGUAUCAGCUGAGCGCGGUCGGAGUUUCAAGAAGGACGAGUUUCUCGCGCUCGACAUCUUCUAUCGUGAAGCGCGUGCGACUGGACUGUGCGUGAGACGCGCGCUUGGCAAAGGCGCGCGGUCGUCGGCUGCCGUGUACAUCAUGAUCAUACGGAGGGCUGGUAUGACUUGUGCGAUUUGA